AUGUAUUCUACGGCAGACCCACCUUAUAUCUCAGAAACCAAGAACACGGGUGUGCCAGUGGGUCAGAAGGGCAUUCUUCAGUGUGAGGCCUCUGCAGUUCCAUCAGCAGAAUUCCAGUGGUAUAAAGAUGACAAACGGCUCCUUGAAGGACAGAAAGGGCUGAAAGUGGAAAACAAGGCCUUCUUCUCCCGUCUUACUUUCUUCAAUGUCUCUGAGCAAGACUAUGGAAACUAUACUUGUGUUGCCUACAACCAACUAGGAAACACUAAUGCUAGCAUUAUUCUCUACGAAAUAAGUGAGCCCACAAGCUCAACCUUGUUCCAAGGUCAGUAUUGUCUUGCUGUAUGUCACAUCUGCUCUGCCUCCCUUUAUUGCAACUCCCCUCCCCCACCUUUGAUUCACGUUGCCUGUUCCCCUGUUCGAUUUGCAUGGAGGACUGUACCACUUCCUGCUGGUGGGGGGUGGGGUUUGUCCAGAGAAGGUACCAUCUGAGGUUGGUCUCCUUUUCGUCCAUCGUGUUAUGUCUGAUCAGCAGUUGAAAGCUCCAAUAUCCAACUUGAGAUCUCCUUUUGGAGAAAUAUCCCUUUCAAGGAUCAAAAGUCUUCAAGAUUCUGACCACUUCCUUUUUCUCUUCCCCACCCACAAAAUAAAAAUAAUUUUGGGAACUGCCCCACUGAUCAACUCCCUUGAUCAGAUGGGUUAAAGCUAAAAAAAAAGUCAUUGAAUUAAUUACCACUCUCAAUUAAUCAAUGGAACUGCUUGCCUCUCAAUGUUCCAUCAUUGGAAGUUUUCAAGAAAACACUGGACAACAUUUGUCCAGGUUGAUAUAAGAAUGCCUGCCUUACACAUGGAGUUGGACCAGUGGUGAAAUUCAAUUUUUUUUAUUACUGGUUCUGUGGGCGU
Molecule: messenger RNA, 903 nt
Organism: Thamnophis sirtalis
Lineage: Eukaryota; Metazoa; Chordata; Lepidosauria; Squamata; Natricidae
Source: RefSeq, a predicted model, not a curated record